AUGUCUGCUUCGCAGAUCUCCCUCACCAGCUCCGAUGGAGUUGAAAUCACUGUUGAGCGCGCCGUCGCUGAGCGCUCCGUGCUCAUCAAGAACAUGCUCGAGGAUCUGGGUGACUCUGGCGAGGCUAUUCCCAUCCCUAAUGUGAAUGAAGCCGUCCUGAAGAAGGUUAUCGAGUGGUGUGAGCACCACAAGAACGACCCCCCCACCGCUGGCGACGACGACGACAACCGUCGCAAGACCACGGACAUCGAUGAGUGGGAUCAGAAAUUCAUGCAGGUGGACCAGGAGAUGCUCUUCGAGAUCAUCCUCGCGGCCAACUACCUGGACAUUAAGGCCCUUCUCGACGUCGGCUGCAAGACCGUCGCAAACAUGAUCAAGGGAAAGUCGCCCGAGGAGAUCCGCAAAACUUUUAACAUCCAGAAUGAUUUCACUCCCGAGGAGGAGGACCAGAUCCGCCGUGAGAACGAGUGGGCUGAGGACCGUUGA
This is a messenger RNA of Penicillium cinerascens, 486 nucleotides long. It is a transcript of the gene skpA, whose product is annotated as SCF ubiquitin ligase subunit skpA. Gene Ontology annotation, molecular function: cullin family protein binding. Gene Ontology annotation, cellular component: cytoplasm; nucleus. The transcript has 5 exons. Bases 1 to 486 code for a protein of 161 amino acids. NCBI's taxonomy places the organism in Eukaryota, Fungi, Ascomycota, Eurotiomycetes, Eurotiales, Aspergillaceae. Gene Ontology annotation, biological process: SCF-dependent proteasomal ubiquitin-dependent protein catabolic process; mitotic cell cycle. The record is from RefSeq and is a predicted model, not a curated record.